Molecule: messenger RNA, 2313 nt
Organism: Candoia aspera
Lineage: Eukaryota; Metazoa; Chordata; Lepidosauria; Squamata; Candoiidae
Gene: PMP22
Product: peripheral myelin protein 22
Exons: 5
Coding region: 271-750 (159 amino acids)
Biological process (GO): myelin assembly
Cellular component (GO): plasma membrane
Source: RefSeq, a predicted model, not a curated record
UCUCAGGCCACCGUGACAUAUCUGGGCGUUGGAACGGGGGCUGAAUAAACUGAGUAAGCACGAGAUCUGCGCUUGCAGUAAAGGGAUUGCAAACAGUUGGGGCUUGUCCCAUUCGCAGAUACGCACCGGAGUGGCUUGAGACGGCUUUGGUUCUGCUAGGCGGGACUCUGCUCCUGGAGUUUAAACCGCCGGGUUUUCUUGCUUUAGGAAAUACUGCUGCAAAGAAAGCGCACUGUUUUCGGCCUUGAUCUUCUGAACACUUUUGCCAAAAUGCUCCUUUUGUUGUUGGGAAUCAUUGUGCUCCAUAUUUCGGUGCUUGUUCUUCUCUUCGUUUCUACAAUUGUCAGUCAAUGGCUCGUUGGGAAUGGGCACAGGGCCGACCUUUGGCUGAACUGCACCAUGCCUAUGUAUCAGUUUCGUUGCAUAACAUCAUCCACAAAUGAAUGGCUGCAAUCUGUCCAAGCUUUGAUGAUACUUUCUAUCAUCUUCAGUGUUAUAUCUUUGUUCCUGUUCUUCUGCCAGCUCUUCACGCUCACUAAAGGUGGACGAUUCUACCUUACUGGUAUUUUCCAGAUCCUUGCUGGCCUAUGCGUGAUGAGUGGUGCGGCCAUCUUCACAGUGAGACACACGGAGUGGCAUCCUCCCACAGACAAUGUCUCCUUCGGCUUUGCCUACAUCCUGUCCUGGGUGGCCUUCCCGCUGGCUAUCCUUAGUGGGGUGAUCUAUGUCAUCUUAAGGAAGCGCGAGUGAAAUGUCAGGGGAGGUCACUGAGACUAGCACCCUCAGGACAAGGGGUGUUGACAAGAUAGAAAAUGAAAAAAAAAAAAAAACCAACCAAAAACCCUCCCCAUCCACCUACACCCUGCCCUCCCCAAAUCCACAAAGAUAUUGAGGAAAAAGAGUUUGAAAGAGAGCUGAAAGAAGGGUUACUGUAUUCAUUGAAGAUGUAUAUAGUAUCUAUGGUUUAAAAAGCCUAUUUAUAACACUUUUUACAUAUAUGUACAGAGUACUGUUUGCUUUUGUUCGUUGACCUGCCACCAUGUUUAAAGCCUAAAAAAAAGUGCCUAAGAACUCUUAACUCCUAACAAUGUAAUGAGAGUGCCGCUUUUUCCUCCCCUCCUUUUUGCUGUGGAAACAAGUGGAUCCCUCCUCCAAAGCUUUCCACUGUCAGCCUCAAGCCAAGCCCAAUUCAAGAACCCUCCAUCUGGCCUUCCAACUAGGUAUGGUCUGCUACCCUGGCACCUACCUUUGCCCAUGCCUGCAUUGUGGCCCUGUUAACCAAAUGAUGGAGACCAAAUGCUACGCAGAAAGGGGAAGAAGGUCUACCCAAAAGCAGAUGGUGUGUUAAGGUAAGGGUGGGUGAGCCCAGCUUCUCAAUGCUUGGGAUGAUGACCAAGCUGUGGAGGGGUUGAAUGAGGUAUAUUGCCUCACUGAUGAUACAACCUGAAGCUGUUUGCCACUGUCACCACCUCCUAUAACCCCAGGUAUGAUCACCUGAGUUCCAUGUAGGAAAGAGAGGAUGCAAAGAUCCUGAAUUAGGCAUCAGUCUCAGGAAGGAAGGAAAUGUUUGCAUAUUUUGAAACAGCUGAGGCUGAGUUAGAUGAAAGGAACACUAUGGGUGGGAUGAGGAUCUAAAAAGCUCAGUGAAUUGAUUUUUAACUAGCCUAGUGGUUCUCUUCCAGCUAUGCCAGCUGGUCUUCAGAAAAGACUUUCCUCCAUUUCCUGGAGAAUAAGCUAAAGUGGAAAAGCUGAAUGAUGCUUUCUAAUCUCUAUGGUCCACCCCAUCCCUUCUCCUAAAUCCUCUGAAAUCAAAUACCAAAUCUGUGAAAUGGUGCUAUCUAUUUACCAUUCCUUAUAUUGCUAAGCCAUUUAACCCUUGCUCACUGGAAAGUGGGGUAACCAUUUUGAGAGAAGCCAAGGAAUAGGAAUGAUAAAUAAUUCUGUGUAAUAUAUACAGCCUAUAACUGCUUUUGUAUGUAGGAAAGUUGCUAUCCAUUAUUAUUACUAUUUUUUUUUAAUAAAGCACUUAUAACCAAGGAUUUUUUUUUCCCCUUCAUGGGAAGAAGGGAAGUAAGCAACCCUCUAGAACUUACAGAACCCACUACCGCCACCAAAGCUGUUCUGUAACCUUUUUCUGUCCUUCCAGAAACGUCUGGGAAUGAACUGUACAGGUGACCGCCCAUAGUGGCGUAGGCAGUGCCGUCUAAUGCUACGAUUCCAGGCAUUAUUAUGCAAUUAUUUUGCUUUGCUUUUCUGAUUUUAUACCAGCUGUGUGGACUAAGAAGCAACAAAAUAAAAGCCAGAAUAACUCAA